GGGACCCCCUCCCUCAAGUCAACAGCAGGCACCUAUGCAGCCACCACAACAGCAGCAACAGCAACAGCCCAUGGCAACUUCUCAGCAGCAGCAACAACCACAGCCUCCUCCACAGCAGCAGGUCCCUCAACCACAGGCACCACAACAGCAGCAGCAACAACAGCAGCAACAACAGUCCAUGGUUAAUCAGAAUCAAACUGUGCCAUCAACCCAAGCUGUUCGGCCAAAGGAUCAACUGAUGUAUUUGGCACAGAUUUUAAGCUUGCAAGUGCAGUUUACUGAUUUUCCAAAGGGGAACAAGAGUGAAUAUCUGAGUCUGGUCUCACUUUCCACCAGCCCCCCUCAUGUAUCUCAUGGUGCAGGCCCUACUAUUGAUGAUUCACAUGAUCAGGCUUGCUUGACAGCUCUGCGAGCACUAGCGAAGAUGGGCCUGGACACAGUCACAGCAGCCAAGCAAGAAUAAAAAUCCAGCAAGUGAUCAGCAGGAGGAUAAUAUCAACCCUACUUGUACUGCUGAAGAUGCAGCUGAUGUUGGCAUUAUUUGUCAAUUGGUCUCAUUUUUCCUCUGUACUUGGGUAGAUGCACCAAAUUGAUUAAUGUCCACAUGUGAAGAUUGUAAUAACUAUUCUUGAAACAAAUGCCACUAGACAUUGAGGAACAAGGGAGUCACAGUUUGCAAGAAUUCUUAAGACCUCCUCAUAUGUGCACAUUUAUGUCACAUAGCAGCUGUGUAAAAGCAGCAACAUAUUUGCUAUAAAGCUAGAAGUCCUGCAAUGGGUACUAGGAUUUCAGCCUUACUGUCAUGCUGGUUGAUGUAAUCUUCCUCUGCACUUUCAUGUAACC
Molecule: messenger RNA, 843 nt
Organism: Penaeus monodon (black tiger shrimp)
Lineage: Eukaryota; Metazoa; Arthropoda; Malacostraca; Decapoda; Penaeidae
Product: double-stranded RNA-binding protein Staufen homolog 1-like
Exons: 4
Coding region: 35-463 (142 amino acids)
Source: RefSeq, a predicted model, not a curated record